Molecule: messenger RNA, 5763 nt
Organism: Acipenser ruthenus (sterlet)
Lineage: Eukaryota; Metazoa; Chordata; Actinopteri; Acipenseriformes; Acipenseridae
Product: LHFPL tetraspan subfamily member 2 protein-like
Exons: 5
Coding region: 958-1620 (220 amino acids)
Cellular component (GO): membrane
Source: RefSeq, a predicted model, not a curated record
AUUCUCCAUCCUCUUACAAACAGACACCCUUCGACAGACUUGGGUCAACCUUUACUUUCUCUCCCUGACACAAACGGGCUGGGGGAAGGGACGCGGGGAGAGUGAAGACUCCACGUCAGACGGUCUGUGGGCAGGGACUGGAGGUUGAGUUUGUGUGUGAGUCAGAAAGAGCGAGCUUCUUUCCUUGUUCAAUGGUCACAGAGAGAGCGUGGGGGAGGGAGAAAAGCGAAGAAAAGAGAUUGAAAGGGGGCUAAAACAACACAGAAAAAACAGUCACCACACAAACCCUAAGGAAUUAACAGUAGGAGCGUGCGCAUCGUGAAUGUGGAGGGCUCGCAUGCAUGCAUUACUGGAGUUCUGUGAACGCGAAACAUUGUGACAGGGAGCUGGUGUGUGGAUAGCCUGUCCGGUUGGCCAGUGAGAAGAAUUAUAUAACCGGUCGCUCAAGUGGACCAUCCGGGAGUUCCCAACCCUCCUUGCAGUCUGACAAUUCAUUUGGAAAGCCUUUGAAACACUUCUAAAAGGAUAACGUGAUUUGUCUUGGUUAUCCCCCACAUGGAAAUCAACGAGGUGUGUUCAGGAGUGAUGUAAGAAGGCGUUGGGCGUACCUCUGUUGACGUGCUUCAGUAAAAUGUAGUAUCAUGUACCGGUGUGAACCUUAACACAGAAGUACACGCUCCACUGCUCAGGAAAGCCAGCAGAGAGAGAGAGAGGGAGCAAGGGAAAGGACAAGAAGCUGAAGAAGCUGAAGUAGCUGAAGGAGUUAGUCGGUGACCAGAGCAUUGAGGGAUUCAUCGGGCAAGUCUGUAAGUAAGUGAAUUCGGUUUACAGUUUGCUUCCCUCUGAAGUGAAAAAGGAAGAACAAACCUAUUUUUAAAAGUGGAUUUAAAACAAAACAAAAAAAAAAACUGCUUCUGCUCUGGACCUGUGGAACUGUCACCAGCCUGGAAUAGCACCAUGUGUCAUGUGAUUGUAACUUGCCGUUCAAUGCUGUGGACCCUGAUGAGCAUCGUGGUGGCCUUUGCUGAACUGAUUGCCUUCAUGAGCGCAGACUGGCUAAUCGGGCGAGCCAAGCCCCUUGUGAAUGACGUCAAGACCAGCGCUGAGCCCUACCGGCCCACCUUGGGCAUCUACGGGCGCUGCAUCAAAGUAGCCAACCUGAGGCGCGUAACCCUCUGCGGCCCAUACGCCGAGAACUUCGGGGAGAUUGCCAGCGGGUUCUGGCAAGCCACUUCCAUUUUCUUGGCAGCCGGACUCUUACUGCUCUGCACUGUGGCUUUUAUUUCUAUCUUUACAAUGUGCUUUCAGAGCAUCAUGAAGAAAAGUAUUUUUAAUGUCUGUGGAUUACUACAGGGAAUUGCAGGUCUUUUCUUGAUCCUGGGCCUGAUGUUGUACCCGGCUGGCUGGGGCUCUCAGAAGGUGCAGGAUUACUGCGGCCAUGAUGCGUCUCCAUACAAGGUGGGGGAGUGCUCGCUGGGCUGGGCCUUCUACACAGCCAUCGGGGGCACCGUGCUCACCUUCAUCUGUGCCGUGCUCUCUGCACAGGCUGAGAUCGCCACGUCCAGUGACAGGGUGCAGGAGGAGAUCGAGGAGGGAAAGAGCCUCAUCUGCCUGCUGUGAGUGCCAGGGAGUCCUCCUCUUCCUCCAUGCCUGGGAAUCUGGGAUCUUUCCCAAGGAGCCCUCCUCCUCCUCCUCCUCCUCCUCCUCCUCUUCCUCACCUGGGAAUACAGGAUCUUUCCCAAGGAGCACCCCUCCUCCUCCUCCUCCUCGCUUAGGAAUACAGGAUCUUUCCCAAGCACUGCUCCUCCUCCAUCCAUUCUCCUUCUCCAUGCCUGGGAUUACAGGAUCUUUCACAAGGAGCACUCCUCCUCCUCACCUGGGAAUACAGACUCUUUCCAUCAUCUCUGCUCAGUGUAGAAAGGGAGCACAACAUUGUUUACCACUAAGACUGACAGCCUGUGGUCCUUAGGCUGCCAUGGUCUUGUUGUUUUUGACUUUUCUAAUCGUCGUUGUAUGCAGCAUCAGGAAAAAAGGCUCGCCCUGUGGCAAUCCGUUUAAUUGUUUGUUUUUUUGUGUCUGAACACAAACGGGUGUGUCAGUAUGGUGCCAACAUAAGCUACAACGACACAACAUGAUUUGUAUAUACCUUGUAAAUAAUGUACAGAAUGUGUUGCAUAACAGACUGAUUGAAUUUGUUGAAUUUUAAUCUAAAAAACCAGCAGUUUUGUACUCAAACCACUAUGUUCUAUAAAAACAAAACUUUGGUAACAACUUCAGUGACCAGCAUUGUGCUCAAAAAUACUUUUUCACAGUUUUUUUUUAUUCUUUUCCAUUAUGAUGCACGAUACUACCAACUGAGAUCAGUCAAUAUAUCGGGGCAGCUAGUGUGGUUGGCUGUCGGGUUACCAGUACAAGGUGCUGUGCUGGAGCAAAAGCACAUGACUGAAAUGUAUUCGUUAUCCCUCUACAGCCCUCCCUUGGCCUGAAAUCCACUCCUUGGGAUCCGAAUAUAAAAGAUGCUCUGUACAGGUUCCAAACCAUUCUGUGAAGCGUGGUUCUUCAGAGAGGACCACGCGUCCAGAGCAUAAAGGACAAUACCAGAUAGCGGUGCCAACAGCUCCUUCCAGUACCCUCUGUCUUCAAAUUCUUGCAGGAUCGAAUAUCUUUUCCCCACAUGCCAGAGCUUCCAAACUUAAAAACAAAAACUAAAACUAUAUUUCAGCCCCCUCCCCACCCUCUGGGACGCCUUGGUGCCGGCUGCUGUCUCCCCCCACACCAGCCAGGGAACCUGGCCAAGGCUGCCUUCUCUUACACAGGGAUGUAGUUUCCAUCAUUAACUACAGGCUGGGAUUGUAGUUUCCUGGGCAGUCUGCAGCUUGGGGCAGCUAAUGCCAGAAACAAUAGUGUUCUCAAUAGUGCUCUCCCAGCGCAAACGCCUGGGGCUGGCUCAAGCAGUCAUUGUUCUGAGUCCUUCAAGCAAGGGUGUGCUGUUAUCAAUGACUGAAUAAGUAGACAUUUUCUGUUUAUUUCAAAUAAUAAGUGCACCGAUGGAUGAGUUUAAGCUGAAGUGGUGUAUAUCUGAGAAAAAAAAAAAGAAAUCUAAAAGGUACUGUAACAAUGUCUGUUAUGGAAAUCCUGACUAUAAUCUAGAGUAGCAUUGCAGUCUUUUAUUCCAGUGUAGUUUUUACUCCCUUGGUUUUCAUUCUGUGAGAAAGCAAUUGCUUUCUGGGUCUGUGUUGUGUAGAGAUACAAGCAGGUUUCUACACUCGUAAUCAACAGAUGUGUUCACCUCACACCCAUUUUUACACCAGCUGGUAAACUGCAGAAACCUCCCUCCUCAUAAUUCACUGAAGUGCGAUGGCAACGUGUGACUCCAACACUGGCAGGUCAGUGCUGUACCGAACGUUAAUGGACCUGGCUGUAUCAUCUGUGAUGGAUCCAGUUCAAUACACUUUUUAUUAUUUCCAGAAAGAUGGCUCAGUUCUAAGUGGGUUACUUUUUCUUUUUCUUGUUAACAAGUUUGAGUUAUAAUAAUAAUAAAAAAGAUGCCCCCGCCUUCAGAGGAAAUUAAGAUAUGAGCGUCCAAUCAUCAACCAGCUAUUCAGCCUCGAUUACUGGCUUUCAGCCAACAAUCGGACACGCUUCAUUUACAAGGUCUCCGAAGUGCCUUGACAUCAGGAUAGUGAAAACUGAAAGCAGGACGGCUCACACGAACAUUAUAACCAUCUAAACAAAGGCCUACUGUGUACCCCCCCCCCCCCCCCCCCCCAAAAAGGAAACUGGAAGGUGCAACUUUUUGGUUUAGAGUGAAGUUUACAAUGUAAAGAAUGAAAGGGUGAGCACCUUGCCGAGUGAUCCUGCUGAUGUAAGCAGUCUUGUGAAGUGUUCUGCCGGGAAUGCCAGUGAAACGGGUUGAGAGCCAAAGGCAGCUGCAGUAGUAUCGUGUCUCAGCAAUGUCAGAUUUAUGAAAUUGACCCUGCAAACUCAUUUCAAUCUCUAGGGGAGGAAGAACAAUAUGUUCAGUAAAAUAUUUCAUUUCCGCUUUUUAACUAAAAAAAAAAAACAAUGGAACUUUUAUGUUGAUUUCUUCAGACUGGAAUGUCCCUACCUUCUAAUUAAAAAAGAAAACUGGUGUGCUUCUCAAACGGGACACAGUCAUUCUUUAGGUUGCUUUACCUGCACAUGUGCGUCCAUUUCAAUAAUGUCAUUGGCAAAAUAUAAAAUAACUUCAUUUCACUUUGGCAGAACAGUGAAAUCUAAUGUUGGUAUGUUUACAGAAGUCAAAAUAUAUAUGAAGCAGGUCCCUUCUGCUAACCAACAGCUUUUAUGAAUCCUUCAUUUUCAAAUUGUGGGGAAAAUGACACGUGUUCUUGUAUAUUGACUGCAUGGAUUGAUUGUUUUGUUUGUCUGAUUGUAAGCAGGCUGCUGUUGAGCCUGUAUACCAAUGUCAAAUACAUGUUGUAGGGUUAUUUCCCCCCAGCUUUUCCAAUGUGUUCAAUGUCUGUGGUGUGUGUGUGUGUGUGUGUUUUUUAAUGUAUGUAUUGCAAGGUGCCAUAGUCUUUCCUGUAAAUGUAACCUAUUUAAAUAUAUAUGUGUAUACGCCUAAGUAUGUGAGAUAUGUGCAAUAUCAAAACAUGGUGCAUCUAGGCAAAACAAGUGUGAAAAUAGGCUUGUGUCCUUGUACUCCUUCCACUACCCUAGCAUGCCUUAAGAGUUUUAAAAUCACUACCUAUUUAGAACCAAACAGGUGAGUACCCAACAUUUACUGCAGCUGGAAUCCAAUGUUUGUCCUGCAGUGUGAUCUUCACUCCAGCGAACGGAACAGAUACAUACAGUCCACCACAGCAUGCACUGAAGAGAUCUGUGUCUGCUGAUGUCAGAGGCUAAUGCCUUAGUUUAACCCUUUAAUGACAACUUUUGACUUCACCAGACAUCCGCCAAAAGCCAAUAAUUACCCUGGCAAUGUGGUUUCUUUCUGGGAGAAUUCCCUUCUGCGGGAGCUCUGUGAUAAAUGUGGUGUUUGGAUGGAUGCCCUGGUAAGAAAGAUGCUGGCAGUGCUGUCUCUUAUCACCCCUCAUUCAGCUCUGCAUAUACAAGCAUGGUGUGCGUGUGAUUGCAGCAAUGGGGCUACCUACUGUAUUACAGCAGGAGUCCUAUGCUUUCUGAAGUCUCCCUCUUUGUCCAUAACCAGGUCAUUCUGCAUGACAGCUGUAGUGCUAUCUCUUCACACUUCCUUUUCCUGUUCCCAGCUCUCCCAUUCCAUUCCAUGUGCCUUUUAUAGAGAUUAUUAUUCAGCCAGUGAUGUCUUAAAAAAAAUACAAAAAAAACCCACCCCUUUUUCAAACCCACAUGCUCAGAACUGUAUCAAAAAUGAAAAGGGCAAGAAUAUCAUAAUACUGUGACAGCAAACAGCCUCCUGAGAUUUAAGACACUUGUAGUAAAAGCAUUGCUGAGGGUGAUGUCAACUUGUAAGCAGCAAUGAUUUUGUACGGCAAUAUGUCGUUUCCAUUGUCAGCCUCCCUUUGUUUGUCAAAUCAUUGAAUUACUGCUGUUCCGCUUAUCAGGUGACCGGAGAGCCUUAUUGGGGGAAUGCUGGAGUUGUAUUGUAGAGGAAGACGCCUCUGGGUUUCCUUCCUGUUGACCAUUUGUUUGUAGGCUUCUGUAACAAGGGAAUUCAGCAGCAAUGCACCGAGGCAUGCCGUGCUCUCAUGAUACUGAAAUGAGCGACGCUACUUUGAAAUAAUAAACCUGGUCUUGUUUAAA